CGCUUGUGUUGAGUGUUGUCACUAGAUGGCAGUAGCGGCCUAACAAUGACUUUGACAUCUGAACGGAACAGCACCGAGGAAGAAGACAACUGUCACAGGUCACCGGUGUCCUGAGAACUGAAACAGAUCGUCAUGGCCAAGAAGAGAGCAAACCGUGAGACAGAGAACAGUCCUCUGGUCGAGCCGGAACCGAGGCCCUCCAACGAAACACCAGAUCCCAAAGGAGUCCAGUCACCCGGAGGAGCCUCUGCACGCAUGUCAAUCCUCCUCCUCGUCUCCAUCUUUGCCUGUUCUGCUUGUGUCAUGUAUCUAGUGUUCAGAAAUUUCCCAGAGCUGAGCGAAGACGAGAAAGGAAAAAUCAAAAUUCCUAAAGACAUGGAUGAUGCCAAGGCUUUGGGCACAGUGCUGUCUAAAUACAAGGACACAUAUUACACCCAAGUGCUUGUAGCAUACUUUGCUACAUAUAUCUUCCUUCAGACGUUUGCCAUCCCAGGCUCCAUAUUCCUCAGUAUACUGUCUGGUUAUCUCUACCCUUUCCCGCUCGCUCUCUUCCUCGUCUGUCUGUGUUCAGGCCUUGGAGCAUCUUUUUGCUAUAUGUUGUCUUAUUUAGUCGGGAGGCCGAUGGUCUACAAGUACCUCACAGAGAGAGCUCAGAAAUGGUCACAACAGGUGGACAAGCAUAGAGAACACCUCAUCAAUUACAUCAUUUUUUUGAGAAUCACUCCUUUCCUUCCGAACUGGUUCAUCAACAUCACCUCACCGGUCAUUAAUGUGCCUCUGGGUGUCUUCUUCCUGGGCACCUUUCUCGGAGUGGCCCCUCCGUCGUUUGUGGCGAUUAACGCAGGGACGACGCUGUACAAACUGACCACAGCUGGCGAGGCCGUGUCCUGGAACUCUCUCAUCGUCUUGGGGGUUUUAGCUGUCGUCUCCAUCCUGCCCGUCUGCUUUCAGAAGAAACUCCAGCAGAAGCUUGAGUAGAGAUCUCCACCCCUGCUUGGUUCAACUCAGGAAUGAAACUUCUCCUUGCUUUCUUCUCUUCCUUUAUGCAUGAACGACAAACCCUCAUUUCUUCAUAUGAUGGGCUGUCAGGACUGGCCUUCCAUAGUUUGGACAGGACUUUCAUGGGAUAAAACUUCUAUCAUCACUUAUUAUCCAUCAUCAUUAGCGUUAAGCAAUAUUUCCCACAUCAAUAUCUUCAGUCAGUGGAUUUCAAAUCUCUCGAUAUUUUCUCCAAAACAGUUAUGAAUAAUGUGUGAUGCACUGGAAGAGACAUUUUCACUCCCUCUGAAGUUGCUGAGCUAAAAUGGAAAGUGCCAACUUCUACUUCUUUGGUCUUACAGCUAAUUUAAUAUUCAAAUGUGUUAUUACAUGCUUCAGAGACUUUUCGAGGGUGAGCUUUGUGGGUUUACAGAUUUUAUUUCUAAUUCUGAUCUUCUUAUGCCAGCUUAGACUGCAGUUGGGACCCGAUCUCUUAACAGUUUCCUGUGAACCGCUGCCGACUGUAGAUGGUAGUGCUUAGCUCUUGGUAUAGACCUAAAAUACUCAUAAAUAUGGAUGAUGCCACAUUAGUAUUACAGAUCAAGACUGUAGAUUGCAUUUAGAUGGUUUUGCCUUAAUAUAACAGGUUACUUGAAGUAAAAGAAAUGGAACGAAUAGCCUGA
Rhinichthys klamathensis goyatoka is the source of this 1661-nucleotide messenger RNA. RefSeq names its product transmembrane protein 41B (gene tmem41b). NCBI's taxonomy places the organism in Eukaryota, Metazoa, Chordata, Actinopteri, Cypriniformes, Leuciscidae. The transcript has 8 exons. The record is from RefSeq and is a predicted model, not a curated record. Gene Ontology annotation, cellular component: endoplasmic reticulum membrane. The coding region runs from base 133 to 978 and encodes 281 amino acids.